AUGGCAUCUACCAUUCCAUACAGCUUCUACGAUCUUGUACAGCUGGCAUCACAUCUGAUUGGAGUGACACGAUCAGCCAUUUUCAGGUACAACAUGGUUUCCUGGUACUGUUUACACAAUGAGCCUAUAGCAUUUCAACAUAGAGAGAGCCUACCCGUCGGAUUCCUUGAUUACACUGCUGCCGAAGUCCGGUUCAGUCUGGUUCUCUGGACAAUUUUCCGAAACGCCAAACCGAACCGCAGGUUCAGUGUUUGGUUGAACCCUGGACUGAACAUCGCUGAACGUGUUCGGGAGUUUUUUGGCGGGUACCACAAACAGGAAUUAAUAGAAACACGAACGAACACCCACAAAUGUCAACAUCAACAUAUGCGAACGAGUGUGAACAUUGACAUCAAAUACCUGACCAACAUUGCCAAGAAUAAGUGGCAGCCAGCACGGGCAAGCAUAAACAUAGUUGCAGACACGAGUGAAAAGAAGCGCAGAUGGGCGCAGACAAGUGGGGGCGUGAGGCAAGUUGCAAACGAUAACGACAUUUAUGGGACCCUCCAAAAAUGCUGGACGUCCACCACCUCAGGCAGCGCAGCGUCAUCACAUGCGAAGGGAUCUUCACAGUUGACGGUGCUGCGUUUCAAGAAGGGUUGCUCUUCAAAGUCCACUCUCUCCGCUUGUGCUGUCAAGGUCAAGUCAAUUGCUUCAAACUCUACGGUGUUUGUUGCGUACUUGAUAUGGCACCCAAAGCACGAGGCUCGAUACAAAAAUAGUACUGCUCGGCGAUUUGAACAAAUGGAUUUUCAUUCAACAGCUCCAUCCACAUCUCGAUGUCUUUUCUUAAAGAUGGACAACGGGACCGGGUGACUCCAACCAACGUUUGUCUUAUUCACAGCUCCUCGACGCCAGACCACUCACACUUGUCCCUGAAACUCAAGCACGAUAAUCACCAGCGAAUACAGAUAUUCAGCAUACCACUUCAGGGAUCUAGCAGCAACCAGUGUUGAAACUUGUCCAUGUUCCUCUCGGACAGGCUACCUACAUGUGUUUUUUCUUCUACAAUUCUGUUGCGUGGACGCUAUGCAAAACGUGAUGGACAUAAUGAACCCCACCGUCAUCUUCCCUCGGGACGAACAGUUCUUUCAACCUCAUUUCCUUCUGAUGUUGUCCUGGCAUCGACGUUUGAGCGGGAGUCGGAAGAGAAUGAUUUCAAUCAAUAUAUUAUUUGCCACUACAUGCCAUACACAACGGAUAUUUUAGGCGUCUCUGCAGAUUUAUGAUGAUGUUAUACCGGAAGGUGUGAUGAACAUUCAGG
Molecule: messenger RNA, 1303 nt
Organism: Suillus subaureus
Lineage: Eukaryota; Fungi; Basidiomycota; Agaricomycetes; Boletales; Suillaceae
Exons: 9
Coding region: 1-855 (284 amino acids)
Source: RefSeq, a predicted model, not a curated record